Molecule: messenger RNA, 804 nt
Organism: Orbicella faveolata
Lineage: Eukaryota; Metazoa; Cnidaria; Anthozoa; Scleractinia; Merulinidae
Source: RefSeq, a predicted model, not a curated record
AAUACAUUCUUAGCACCCGAGACGAAAGAAGAUCACAUUGAAAGGAAACCAUUCCAGUGCAGAGCGCGUGCAAAAUUUACGUCAUUACUCCUGAAAAAUGCUUUCAACGGGGUUCGCAAAGUUGUGUUUUGUUGUGGCAGCGAUAGAGGGUCUGUUGAGAUGGAAUUCCGUUGAUGGUUCCAGUAUCUACGUUGGGAGACACGAAGCGGGAACUUACUCUGAGCAGAUUCCCUCGGAGAGCGCUCUUCCAGAAGGAUCCUGUGAAGACGGAAAUAAACGACUCUGUAACAAGAUCAUAAAAUAUUAUGGAGCAGAAGUGUGUGAGACACACGAUGAAUCUUUGCUGUAUACUGUCCAGAAUGUCUGUCAAGCUACCUGCGGCUUCUGUACCACUCAGGAGUGCACGGAUGAGUUUGAAGAUCUUUGUAGAGAUUACGGAGGAUACUGUGACCACAAAGGAGACUUCGGGGGUCUAAUUAGAGACAUUUGCCCUAAAACCUGCAGCACUUGUCAUCUGAAACCGAGCAAGGAACAAAAUAAUUUGGUCGUCAUUCAAGGAUAGCUAGUCAGAACAGGACUUUCGAGGAAUACAUAUAUUUUCAGUGUUUGUACGACACUUCAAAGUGCUCUGUAAAUAGCAGUAAAUGGACUGUGUCAGUCGUUGUCUGUAAAGUUGAAAAGCUUGUGAAUAUAACAAGAUGUAUGUUAAUGUAAUGCACUUGUUAUGAAGUGUGUCAGCAGGUAGCAUACAUUGCUGUAUAUUAAUAAUAGACCCGAAAAUAAACUAAGACUGCGCGUUGAAUA